This is a messenger RNA of Brienomyrus brachyistius, 3163 nucleotides long. RefSeq names its product BLOC-1 related complex subunit 5 (gene borcs5). The record is from RefSeq and is a predicted model, not a curated record. Gene Ontology annotation, cellular component: synaptic vesicle membrane; BORC complex; cytoplasmic side of lysosomal membrane. NCBI's taxonomy places the organism in Eukaryota, Metazoa, Chordata, Actinopteri, Osteoglossiformes, Mormyridae. Gene Ontology annotation, biological process: organelle transport along microtubule; positive regulation of anterograde synaptic vesicle transport; lysosome localization. Bases 339 to 926 code for a protein of 195 amino acids. The transcript has 5 exons.
UAACCCGGAAGCGGACGCUUCUGUUGACAUUUCCGCUGCAUGUGUUUUGGUUAGCGAAGUGUUUGUCCAGCUGUUAAUACCGUUCACCGUAUUCCCUGGCCAUGCAAUGUGGGAUUAAUGAAGACGCUGCUUAACAUCUAAGAAAAAACUAAGUUGGUUGUAACUAAAGCCAAAGCCACUAGUGCAAUACAGGCAAUUUAAGGUGGAGUAAAGGCUGUCGGCUUCCGUAUAGAUGGUGGCUGGUAAUUAACUGCAUCAAGUGUAGCAGUAAAAUCCCAUCUUCAAGAGUCAGAGAAGAGGAAAUUCUGAGGAAGAUUGCCUACAGUUCGCCGUCCUAAAUGGGAGCAGAGCAGAGCGGAGAUGCGGAGCACAAACACUCCGAUUUCAACCCUACAGCGGUCGCCUCACCUGCGAAGCAGAGGGCAAAAAUGGACGACAUCGUGGUGGUGGCCCAAGGAACGCAGUCAUUACGCAACAUCCACAACGACCCCGAUGUCAUUAAACUGCAAGAGAUUCCCACGUUCCAGCCCCUGCUUAAAGGUGUCCUGAGCGGCCAGACAUCCCCAAGCAGUGGCCGCCUGGAGAAGCUGGACUCCCUGCAGGUUCUGCAGCUGUGCCUGCGCUAUCAGGAGCACUUGCACCAGUGCGCAGAGGCCGUCAGCUUCGACCAGAACGCCCUGGUCAAGCGCAUCAAAGAGAUGGACCUCUCGGUGGAGACGCUCUUCAGCAUCAUGCAGGAGCGACAGAAGCGCUACGCGAAGUACGCAGAGCAGAUCCAGAAGGUCAACGAGAUGUCCAUGAUCCUGCGACGCAUCCAGAUGGGCAUCGACCAGACGCUGCCUCUCAUGGAGAAGCUCAAUAACCUGCUGCCAGAGGGAGAGCGGCUGGAGCCUUUUAGCAUGAAACCUGAGAACGAAACCAAGUAGCUCCUCCCAACAGCAUUACAUCUGAAGCUCCGCCCACAUGCAAACUGUUGCCCCGCCCUUCUUCGUAAGCCCCCCCCCCAAAAAAAAAAAACCUGUGGGAAAGUUAUUUUUGUGGGUGUCUGUGGUUCUGCUACGCCUUGUGGAGGUAUGUAUAGAAACCUGAGCAAUGGGAAUCUCAAAAUUAGGUUUCUUGCUACACAUACUCCUUAAAACUUGCCGAGUGGGAGGAGAGGAAGUGACUGGUGCUAUUUAUGGAUAUAGAAGCUGGGAUGCUGAGGAUCGUUAGCCAGUAUGGUCAGCUGAUAAAUCGCUGAGCUCGCUUCGUCUGCAGACUCGCUUGCUUCAGUGCUUGAAUUGUCAGCUGGAGACACGAUAUUUUAAAGUUAACUGUGAUGUAAUGUUGCACAAAACCUUCCAUCCAAAUCUAUAAUUUAAAAGGAAUUAUUGAGAAAGUUUCACUUUUUACUUUUUUUUUGUUCUUACUGUAAAAUGUUAAAUUAAACCAAUCAAAUGUUUACCUUUCUUGUAACUAAUUAUGAAUGAUAAGGUAUUGUGAAAUUGUUUUAGGCCCAAUUCUUAAUUCCUGACCUCAUGCCAGAUAUUUGCGUUUCGUAAUACAUAUUUAUGUCAUCCCAGUAACAAACUCCUUAAAUAUGGAAAAAGGCUCUCACUCUCAACACAGAAUUUCAUGCAUCUUUUGAUUCCGCUUAGGAUGUGGCUAAUUGCAGCGUGUACGUGCUUUACAGAAUUCUGGUCAUUGUAUGCAGCAGAGAAUCAACAUCUAUAGCCAGUCUGUAGAGUUUAGAGAACGUACACGAAACACGCAAUGACUUCUUACUUUGUCUGUACGCCCAGGCAUGAAAAUGGCAUUUGAUGCCGAAGUUAAAAGCCAUAGUUAAAUUAUAAUAGUAUAAAUGCAAAGUAUUAAAGCAUUAAUAGCAUUAUGAAGCAUCUCAGCUCUUGAUCAGACCCAUAAGCUGACGUUACCUCUGGCUCUUAGUAAAGGGUUAGAUGCUCUCUCUACAGCAACGGUGUCACCGGCAUGCGGGGGUAGAUUGGACCCCACCUGUACAGUGCUGCCCUGCCAUCCUCCCUCCCAGUCUGCCACCUUGGCCUGGUGCCCAGUGAUGCAGAGCGCCCCAUCAUGUGGACGUUGUUCUGCCGGCACUCUGCAACAGAGCCUCGCGAAGGAAAGUGUACAGGAAGGAUUUUUGCUCCGUUUGGUGCCCCUGCCGCAAUCCGCAGAGACCCGGCGAGCACGGAGGUGGAGACGCUGGUCCGGAUGGAGCCUUGCAUGCGGCUCAAUGGGCCUCCUGUUUUGGCCGCGUGGAGUCUGUGACACGGGAACUUGCAACUUCCUGUUACUUGUGCAUGGAAUAGCUGAAAGAAAUGGGUGUCAGCCGGUGUCAUUGAAUGAUGUUACAAAGCAUUGGCCUCUGUGUCUGUGAUCAGAAGGUUGCCAGAUCCAGCCUGGCUUUGGCAGAACAGUCACAUGUCUGUGGGCUCUUUACCCCCCAGCUCCGUGGGCACCACUGCAGGUGGCUGCCAUUCACUGCCAGGCUUGCUUCACCUACUUGUGUGUCAUGGCAAGCAAGAUGGGGCAAGCAAAAAGGGAAUUUCCUCAUGGGGGUCAAUGAAGUGUCUAUUAUUAUUAUUAUUAUUUAUUAUUAUUAGAUGGAACCAAUAUUUAAUGAGUAAUUAAACAAAAAAACCUGUGUAAUUAGCAAAGACUAAUGCAUAACAAAUCAUUGCAUAAAUCAUGGUUACAGGAAGCUGUAGUAUUUUUUGUUCCUUCAGUUUAAUUUAAACAUUUAUACAUACAACGAUCAGCCAUAACAUUAAAACCACCUGCCUAAUAGUCGGUCCCCUUCGUGCCACCAAAACAGCAAAGACCAUCGAAGCAUAGACUCCACAAGACCUCUGAAGGCGUCCUGUGGUAUUUUUGCACCAAAACGUUAGCAGCAGAUCCUUUAAGUCCUGUAAGUUGCACUUGCCUAAUAUAUAAUGGCACCCUUGACAGAUGCCAUUGUAACGAGAUGAUCAAUGUUGUUCACAUCACCUGUCAGUGGGUUUAAUGUUAUGACUGAUCAGGGUGAAGGGGAUAAUGCACACUUCAUGUUACAUUCAGCUCACUCCAUUUUGACAGCUUUAAGGAGAAUGUCUGAUGUCCUGCCUCAGACUUUCAUUCCUAGCAACGUAACUAUCAAUCCUGCAGUGUCAGUGAGAUUUUUCUGCCA